AUGCCACCGAAGCGAGCAAAAAACAAAUCAAGAGCUCACAGGGAAGCCGAGAAGGUGGAGAAUGAUACUGAUGAUGUAAAAGGAGUGGCUCUUGAUCAUAAGAUUCUGUUGAACCCCGCUUUCAAGUUGGACGAGAUCGUUGAGCGCGGUUCAGUGGCUACCAUGAAAAGCUGGAGCGCUGUUGUCACGGAACAUCUGAACUGGCUUCAAUCGCAAAAGGCUGCUCUAAAAGAACUCAUGAGAAGUGCGUACGACUUUUUAGCAGCUAUUUUUGGUUUUAUCCACUACUAA
This is a messenger RNA of Cylicocyclus nassatus, 291 nucleotides long. The record is from the annotation of a GenBank genome assembly. NCBI's taxonomy places the organism in Eukaryota, Metazoa, Nematoda, Chromadorea, Rhabditida, Strongylidae.